Hyaloscypha bicolor E is the source of this 3747-nucleotide messenger RNA. RefSeq names its product RhoGAP-domain-containing protein. Bases 1 to 3747 code for a protein of 1248 amino acids. The transcript has 4 exons. The record is from RefSeq and is a predicted model, not a curated record. Lineage: Eukaryota; Fungi; Ascomycota; Leotiomycetes; Helotiales; Hyaloscyphaceae. Gene Ontology annotation, cellular component: cytoplasm. Gene Ontology annotation, biological process: signal transduction; regulation of GTPase activity.
AUGGACUCCCCAGCGGACUUCUUGGACGAAGAUGAAGCGGUUUUUCCUUGCAAAGGAUGUGGAGAAAUUCUUGAGGAGGGCAAAGCUUUUGAGCUUGCUGGUAAUCGGUGGCAUCUGAACUGCUUUCGAUGCAAUACCUGCGGAACGCUCCUCGACUCGGAUGCGAACCUCCUCCUCCUCGGCGAUGGCUCCCUGAUUUGCAACAAUUGUACAUACAGCUGCAGUGCCUGCGGAAACAAGAUCGAAGAUCUAGCAAUUCUCACAGGCGACCAGGCGUUCUGCGCAACAUGCUUUCGUUGUAGGAACUGUAAGCGCAAGAUCGAGAACCUCCGAUACGCGCGAACUUCACAAGGCAUAUUUUGCAUGAGUUGUCACGAGUCUUUGAUGGCACGGAGAAGGAAGAAAUCAAGAGCUGCAGCAAAUGCGAAGUUGAAAAAGGACGACCAGUCUCCCAUGCUUGUCGACAAGUCCCUCCCCGCCCUGCCGCCAAACGCGAUGUCACAAAAUGCUUUUUCCCCAGAUCGAGAAACGCCUGAUUCUUUAGACACUGAUACUCCGACUGAACUUUCCCCCAGACCGCGUCAAGGCUACACGCAGAACGAUUCCUCGUCACGAAGCAGCUCGCGACGACCCCCUGAGCGAUCACCGGAACGUACAUCCAGUGAUACACAAACCAGAGACGGGUUGACCCUCCCCACGACAACUUAUCGAAACAACCGCCAUUCGACUAUCUCACCGGCAUCAGACGUCAAUGGCGAUGAUGGCGAAAGCUUCUUCAUACCCCUUGCUUUAGAUCCAAGCCCCGCUCCGAAUGUGACCCCGCGCUCAACCUCCGAGACAAGGGUUGACCCGUCGAAGAAAAGCAAGGAGAACAAGGCACCCGAGAAGGAUUACUUUGGAUCCAAGAGCAAUGGACGGAGCGAGCCUCAGAAGUCCAGGGAACCAAGUUCGUCUUCCUCGACUCCGCAUAUCGCCUUCCAAGAAAAGGGUCGACAGCCUUCUGCGGAAGAGACGGCGCAGAUUAAGGAUAGCAUUCGGAAGGCCCAGGCUGGAGGCAAGGCCUCGUCUACGAAAGCCUCCCCUGCCAUUGGAGCUGACGAUACUCGGGUUCAACACGCCAACUCUCCGAAGUCGAACGGGCAUGGCAAGACUCAGUCCUCUGCUGACAAGUUCAAACUAGGAGAGGUCCCAAAGGGGAAGAAAGCGGGCAAUUCAAGAAGCAACUCACAGUCUGAAAUCAGUGAUAGCAGUGUGUCUCGCUCCACGUCUGGUGGGCUAUCGGCUCCGCCUCGGAAAGAAGUUGGUGUCACAAUCACCAGGACUGAUUCACCGAAGCCAUUGCUCUCUGCAGAAAAUACAGGGACGCCUCGUUCUUCUCAAGAGUCAAGACUGAGAGAUGACUUGGAACCCCGACGAUCCACAGAGUCUAGAGAUUCGUCUUGGCCAAUCUCAAGACUAGAUUCUGGCAGCACAUCAAGGUCGAUACCUCGAAAGGAGUUGGCAACUGGAGCAGUAAAGAAUACCAUCAGCAGCUCCUUGGGCUCAUCAUCUGGUGCGGAAACAUCGCCAUCGUCUGAUUCUUCCUCCGAUACACCAGGCCUUACCCCAACGGUCAAUGGGAAGAGCAUUUCGGGACCCUUGAAUUUGCAAGCCUUGGUGAAGGAUGAAUUGGCACCCCCAACUCGCGCACCCAAUCGUCCAUCAGGUCCACAACAGCAACUCAGCGAUUCUUAUAUGGCUCCCCGCGCCCCGCCACAACCCCCGCCAGUCGGGUCCCAUGCAGCAAAGGAUUCUAGCGGCUCUUCCAAUGGUGUCCCGGUCUCACCAAAAUUGCCACGAUGGAGCGCCGGCGGGGAUUUCACGAUGGAUGAGGAUAUGGCGCGGAUACUGGGAGGAACAGAUGAGAGCUCACAAUCGAUUCUGCGCCGGGUUUCCAACGCUGUGCGUCACGGCAGGACCAACAGUGAAGCAAGCAACCCUGCCCGCUAUCCCGGCCAUGGACGCAGCGUAAGUGAGACGACGACACGGACAGCUGCGUCACCUCGUUGGCCAAAAACACCAAUUAUUGAAGAUUCCAGCGCGCCUAGAGAUAUCAGCAGUCCCAUAUCAAUUACCUCGCCUGUCUCUGGAGACGAUCCUGCUCUACUUAGAAGACAACUUCGUAAUUCAGAACAACGUGUCGCCGAACUCGAACGUCAAUUCUCAAGCGAGAAGGACCUCAAAUCAAUCAACAAGAAGUUGAUCGAGAAGAGGAAAACUGUCUCGGUCCUGGAUUCGCAAGCAGAGCUCAUGUUUCAACAGCUGGAGGUCCUGACAGCUCAUGUGCAAAGGGCAAAGGAUACUAAGCAGCCCAUCAAUAUGGCAGAGUUAGAAGACUUGGCGAUCAAGGACUUUGUGCAGAGAAUAGAGCGAUUGAAGCAGACCAUGUCAACCAGCGUGGAGGCAUUGUAUGAGGAGCGAAAUACACUUCUGGAGGAAAAGAGCGCGAUCAUGGCUGACCGGGACAGAGCUUUGGUAGACUUUGAACAGUUAUCCUCGAAGAAUGCCCAACUCGCCGAUAUGAAUAACGAUCUAACGCACCAAAUACAAGAACGUUUCAAGGCUCAGAGUGGAAGCAGCAUGGAUAGUCCGAGACCACCAAUAGGCGGAUUGGGAAUCUAUACACACCAUAGCAAGGACAAGUCGAAUGUCUCUGUGCAGCUGGACGAUAGUCUGCGGCCCUCAACUAGCACAGCCCUUUUCGGCUCGGUCAAUGCCUAUCCUCAGGCUAUGGAUCAGGAUCCAAGUAUGGAACCUGCGACAGUUCUCUCUGCUCCACAUGUGGUCAACAUCCGGAAGGGCCAGGCGAAGAAGUUCAAUUGGAAGAAGGGUGGUCAAACAGUUGCAAAGGGCGUUUCCAAGGGUUUCAAGGGCGCAUUCUCUUCAGCUCAGCAAGAACGUAAUCAACAAUGGGCAGGCCAAAAUGGCGACAGCAUUGGGAUGCCGUACAAUAUGACGGUGGCUCCCAUUGAAUCCCCUGCUGCUACUCAAUCUGGUAACCUUCCGCGACCCGGGACCAAUGACCCUAGACAGGGGGGAGGCUUUGGUUUGUUCAAGAAGUCCAACACCAUGCCGAAGCUGAGUUCGAAUGGAGCACCCUCAGUUGCGGAACAUCCCUCAACACUGUUUGGAUCGGACUUGGUCGAACGAGCUGAUUACGAACGCCGCCAAAUCCCAAGCGUCGUCACACGUUGUAUUGAGGAAGUUGAGCUACGAGGCAUGGAUAUCGAGGGAAUCUACCGGAAGACCGGCGGAAACAGCCAAGUCAAGCUGAUCCAAGAAGGAUUUGACAAGACCGAAGACUACGACAUUUCGGAUCCUGGAUUGGAUAUCACUGCCGUGACGAGUGUUCUCAAGCAGUACUUCAGAAGACUACCAACACCACUCCUGACCUUCGACGUCUAUGACCGUGUCCUGGAAUCAAUCUCCAUUGAGAAUGACCAGGAGCGGUGCGCUCACCUGAGAACGACCUUCAAUAUGCUCCCUCCCAAGCAUCGCGAUUGUCUCGAGUUUUUAAUCUUCCAUCUCGUUCGCGUUGCCAAUAGAGAAAGCGAGAACCUGAUGACACCUAAGAAUCUUGCCGUGGUCUUCGCACCUACGAUCAUGCGAGAUCUCAGCAUUGAUCGAGAAAUGACUGACAUGCAUGCCAAAAACAAUGCAGUGCAAUUUGUCAUCGAGAACAGCAACGAAAUAUUCGGCCCUCCUUGA